Pelmatolapia mariae (spotted tilapia) is the source of this 1403-nucleotide messenger RNA. RefSeq lists its product as uncharacterized. The transcript is spliced from 6 exons. Gene Ontology annotation, biological process: spermatogenesis; regulation of DNA-templated transcription. The coding region runs from base 1 to 1191 and encodes 396 amino acids. Gene Ontology annotation, molecular function: RNA polymerase II cis-regulatory region sequence-specific DNA binding; protein dimerization activity; DNA-binding transcription factor activity, RNA polymerase II-specific. The record is from RefSeq and is a predicted model, not a curated record. Gene Ontology annotation, cellular component: nucleus. NCBI's taxonomy places the organism in Eukaryota, Metazoa, Chordata, Actinopteri, Cichliformes, Cichlidae.
AUGUCCUUUUCUUCAACCUGUAAAAACAUCAAUGUGUUACCUUCAUCAAGAGAGCAGAUAAGUGACUCUGCUGGAAUGAUUGUGAGUCAAGGUGGAUGCUUUACCCAUGAACAUGGGCAGGUAUUGGGCAGUGAGCUUGGGCUGAUGGAGAUGACAGAGGUUGACUGUUCUCACCUUCAGCAUCUUCUCCAAGCCCAUGUGGAGGCACAGUCAGAGUUUCCAGAUGUCAGAUGUCACCUGUCUACAGUGAUGGUCAAAGAACAGGCCACAUCCACAGUGAUUUCUCCCUUCAGAAGCGCUCAAGCUAUUGAUCUAUCAACUUCAAAUGAAGACCAAGUAAUGCCUGGAGAAAAGACACCAGUGUCUUAUGGAGAGGUGCCAGGUUUUGUGCUGGCCAGAAUUAGUGCUGAAGAAAGCCCAGCUGAACCUUUUACCAGUGACAAGAAGUCCGUACAGAAUCGCACCAGACCAGCUGCUAGAGUUUGCUUAGAGAAAAGAUUUAGCGCCAUGUGUGCUGAAACCACGAGACAACAAGAUAUACAGUCUGCAGUUCUCAGCAAUUUUUUGACAAUACUUCAGCAGUCUGCAGAUGUUCAAGAGACAGUCAUGCAUCCUCCAAAGCAGAAGUGGGUGAAAAUGGACAGAGCAAAUUCUUUUGGGGUGUCUAGUUCAUAUAUAGAGGGUGUUUAUGGCCCAGUCACCAACACGUGUGGACAGGUUAUGAUGCCCAAGAGCGUUUUAAAUUUUCACCCAGCAGAAGAGCAGCCUUUGGUUAACAUAGAAAAGGAUGUGGUGAUACCCAAAGCUGCUAAAGCCGCCCCAGACUCUGCUGGAGAGCCACAGAGCAGCAGGAGGAAAAUCGCUAGAUCUAGUAUGUUGCUCAGCCAGCGCAGGGAGAUACACAACAGUAAGGAGAGGGAACGCAGGAAGAGGAUUCGUUUGUGCUGUGAUGAACUGAACACGUUGGUGCCAUUCUGUGACUCUGAGACGGACAAAGUCACCACCCUGCAGUGGACCACAGCUUUCCUGAGAUACAUUACUAAAACGUAUGGAGACACUUUUAAAGAGGAGUUCCAGAAAGUCUUCGCUCAUGAGAAAGAACGCUUUGGUAAGUCCAUCUCAGGUCAGGACCCAGUGCACCACAGGAUGGAUGAGACACUGAGCAGCAUUCCCCUGGCAGCAGAGCAGUGACCUCUCCUCAUUGUUUUCUUCUGUAUGUCAGCCACAAAACUGAAUUGAAUUCAACUGUCAGAGUAGCUCAGGCUUGCCCAGUGAGGUGUGGGGUUAAGAUGAAGUAGUGUUGACAUGGUUAAAUAUAUCCUUUUGAUCACACUGCAAUGAUCUAGAAAGUGGAAGGUUUAGUUCAGGUCGUGUGAAGGCCGAGUUUAACACAUCAACCUUUU